UCAGCCAUCUCGGUAGCUUGAUAGAGGAAAUAGCCGAACCAAUAUAGCUCUUUAGACGCUUUAGUGUAUAUUAGCCACUGUGUUUUAAAACCCACUUCUGUCGUCUAGAUAGUUAUCCGAUUUAAUUUCAUAUUUACGUUGUUAUUGGUCAGCUAGCUGGCUUGUUAAGUUAGCAUUAGCCUAGCUAGCUAACUGUUAGCCCUCAUCCCCGACCAUGAGUUCACCAAGCUACUCUCCUCUUGAUGAAGAGGAGGAGGAGGUCUGCUGGACGGAGAAAGAGGGUCUGUGGCUGAAUGUUGUUGUGAAAGAGGAGAAGGAAGAAGAGGAUGUCACAGUAACAAAAGUAGAGGAAGAGGAGGUUGUUACAGUAAAACAAGAAAUAGAGGGUGAGGAUGUUACAGUGAAAGAAGAGGACGCGUUCAGAGUGAAAGAGGAGGAAGGUAUUACAGUAAAAGAAGAGGAGGGAGAGAUAACUGUCAUAUUGGAAGAGGAAGAGGUUGGAGACCUGAUUAACACCAGAGAGAGACAAGACUAUCGUGGAUCCUCUGGGGAGCCUCAACAACAUCAUGAUGCUGAUGAGGCAGAGAAGAGUCUCUCCAGAGCAGAAAACCUCAAGAAACCCCAGCAGAGACCCACAGGGAAGAAAUAUCACCACUGCCCGGACUGUGGGAAGAGUUACUCAAGAUCAGAUUCACUAAAAGUACACUUGAGAAUUCACACAGGAGAGAAACCUCACUGCUGCUCUGACUGUGGGAAGAGAUUCACCUCUUCAGCAGACCUUAGAAGACAUGAGAGAAUCCAUACAGGAGAAAAACCGUAUAGCUGUAAUCAAUGUGGGAAGAGUUUCACAACAUCUAGCCAGCUGACUAUACACCAGAGAACACACACAGGAGAGAAGCCUUACCACUGCUCUGACUGUGGAAAGCGUUUUCUUAAGUCAGGACAUUUAAAAUCACACCAGAGAACACACACAGUAGAGAGACCUUAUAGCUGUAAUCAAUGUGGGAAGAGUUUUACACACUCAAGCUGCCUGAUAGUACACCAGAGAACACACACAGGAGAGAAGCCUUAUAGCUGUGAUCAGUGUACGAAGAGUUUUGUUACUUCUAGCCGUCUGACUAUACACCGGAGAACACACACAGGAGAGAAACCUUAUGCCUGUGUUCAAUGUGGGAAGGGUUUUGUUACAUCUAGCAGUUUGAUUAUACACCAGCGGACACACAGGAGAGAAAUCAAUGUGGCAAGAGAUACUCUGGUAAAAAAUCUCUGAUUAAACUAUCAGAAAAUACAGCCUCCCGUGUGGCGCAGUGGUCUAAGGCAUCAGUGACAGUGUACUAGUCACGAUAUACACCCCCAAAGGGCCACGUCGUGACAGUGUACUAGUCACGAUAUACACCCCCAAAGGGCCACGUCGUGACAGUGUACUAGUCACGAUAUACACCCCAAAGGGCCACGUCGUGACAGUGUACUAGUCACGAUAUACACCCCCAAAGGGCCACGUCGUGACAGUGUACUAGUCACGAUAUACACCCCCAAAGGGCCACGUCGUGACAGUGUACUAGUCACGAUAUACACCCCAAAGGGCCACGUCGUGACAGUGUACUAGUCACGAUAUACACCCCAAAGGGCCACGUCGUGACAGUGUACUAGUCACGAUAUACACCCCCAAAGGGCCACGUCGUGACAGUGUACUAGUCACGAUAUACACCCCAAAGGGCCACGUCGUGACAGUGUACUAGUCACGAUAUACACCCCAAAGGGCCACGUCGUGACAGUGUACUAGUCACGAUAUACACCCCAAAGGGCCACGUCGUGACAGUGUACUAGUCACGAUAUACACACCAAAGGGCCACGUCGUGACAGUGUACUAGUCACGAUAUACACCCCAAAGGACCACGUCGUGACAGUGUACUAGUCACGUUAUACACCCCAAAGGGCCACGUCGUGACAGUGUACUAGUCACGAUAUACACCCCAAAGGGCCACGUCGUGACAGUGUACUAGUCACGUUAUACACCCCAAAGGGCCACGUCGUGACAGUGUACUAGUCACGAUAUACACCCCAAAGGGCCACGUCGUGACAGUGUACUAGUCACGUUAUACACCCCAAAGGGCCACGUCGUGACAGUGUACUAGUCACUUUAUACACCCCAAAGGGCCACGUCGUGACAGUGUACUAGUCACGAUAUACACCCCAAAGGGCCACGUCGUGACAGUGUACUAGUCACGAUAUACACCCCAAAGGGCCACGUCGUGACAGUGUACUAGUCACGAUAUACACCCCAAAGGGCCACGUCGUGACAGUGUACUAGUCACGAUAUACACCCCAAAGGGCCACGUCGUGACAGUGUACUAGUCACGAUAUACACCCCAAAGGACCACGUCGUGACAGUGUACUAGUCACGAUAUACACCCCAAAGGGCCACGUCGUGUCAGUGUACUAGUCACGAUAUACACCCCAAAGGGCCACGUCGUGACAGUGUACUAGUCACGAUAUACACCCCCAAAGGGCCACGUCGUGACAGUGUACUAGUCACGAUAUACACCCCCAAAGGGCCACGUCGUGACAGUGUACUAGUCACGAUAUACACCCCAAAGGGCCACGUCGUGACAGUGUACUAGUCACGAUAUACACCCCAAAGGGCCACGUCGUGACAGUGUACUAGUCACGAUAUACACCCCAAAGGGCCACGUCGUGACAGUGUACUAGUCACGAUAUACACCCCAAAGGGCCACGUCGUGACAGUGUACUAGUCACGAUAUACACCCCCAAAGGACCACGUCGUGACAGUGUACUAGUCACGAUAUACACCCCAAAGGGCCACGUCGUGACAGUGUACUAGUCACGAUAUACACCCCAAAGGGCCACGUCGUGACAGUGUACUAGUCACGUUAUACACCCCAAAGGGCCACGUCGUGACAGUGUACUAGUCACGAUAUACACCCCAAAGGGCCACGUCGUGACAGUGUACUAGUCACGAUAUACACCCCAAAGGGCCACGUCGUGACAGUGUACUAGUCACGAUAUACACCCCAAAGGGCCACGUCGUGACAGUGUACUAGUCACGAUAUACACCCCAAAGGGCCACGUCGUGACAGUGUACUAGUCACGAUAUACACCCCAAAGGGCCACGUCGUGACAGUGUACUAGUCACGAUAUACACCCCCAAAGGACAACGUUGUGACGUUGAUAAGUGUUGUUGACAUGAAGAACAUUCACUUGCUGCCUCAUCGAUCUUCCCAAAUGUAUUAAUC
Oncorhynchus gorbuscha (pink salmon) is the source of this 3254-nucleotide messenger RNA. Its product is annotated as zinc finger protein 239-like. Gene Ontology annotation, biological process: regulation of transcription by RNA polymerase II. The transcript has 2 exons. NCBI's taxonomy places the organism in Eukaryota, Metazoa, Chordata, Actinopteri, Salmoniformes, Salmonidae. Gene Ontology annotation, molecular function: DNA-binding transcription factor activity, RNA polymerase II-specific; RNA polymerase II cis-regulatory region sequence-specific DNA binding. The record is from RefSeq and is a predicted model, not a curated record. Bases 215 to 1270 code for a protein of 351 amino acids.